Molecule: messenger RNA, 1106 nt
Organism: Oenanthe melanoleuca
Lineage: Eukaryota; Metazoa; Chordata; Aves; Passeriformes; Muscicapidae
Product: C-type lectin domain family 4 member E-like
Exons: 6
Coding region: 27-698 (223 amino acids)
Source: RefSeq, a predicted model, not a curated record
GGGAGAAGAGUGAUCCUCUUGUAGAGAUGAUGAAUGGCCAAGGGAGAGUCAAUCCUGGAACUCCAGCCCCAGCAGAAGAGAGAAGCUGCUCCUGGCUGAACAUCUGGGUCUUUCUCAUUUUUGCUCUUGCAAUCAAAACUGCCUUUGUGACCAGCUGCCUUGUGGCUUUACUUGAUGGAAGCCAUGGCCAGUACAAGACUGUACUCCAGAACUCUACAGAGUGGUACUGUGUCCCCAGCAGUUCUGCAGAAAAAAUGGAUGGCUGGAUGUGCUGCCCAAAGGGCUGGAGAUUCUUUCAAGCAAGCUGCUAUUACCUGUCCCCUGACACGAUGUCAUGGGCUGAGAGUGAGCAGAACUGCACUGGGAUGGGCUCCCAGCUGGUGGUGAUCAACAGCAAGGCAGAGCAGGAGUUCCUCUUCAACUUGACAAAAGAAAAGGUUACUAACAUCUAUGAAACAAAAUACUACAUAGGCUUAGCUGCUUAUGAAAAUGGGCAGUGGCAGUGGGUGGAUCAGACUCCAUAUGAAAAUACACCCAUGUUCUGGAAGCCUGGGGAGCCCAAUUUACUGUUUGCAGAAAAAUGUGCUGCAAUUCAUGUCAAAGGAAACACAGACCCCAACACUUACAGUAACUGGAAUAAUGUCCUUUGCUUCACAAGUUGCUAUCGAAUUUGUGAGCAGGCAGUCAAACUUCUCUGAGGAAGGACAUAAAAUCCAAGCUUCAAAGUUCCCAGCCUGUGCCCCUGCAUCCCUCUACAAGAUGGAGAUCGGUUCUGGAUGAAACAGCUCAGGCUGAUGUGAAGGACCUACUGUGAACCUUGCCACUCUCCUUCAGAAACAAGGGUCCUAAUUCUCCAUCACUUCCCUUGGCUCCUGGUCCAGCCAAUAUCUCAAUGAUGUGGAAAAGGCCAUCACUCUUUCAUGAAAGGAUACUUGUCCUUCAAAUCACUGGAGCAGAAUUUGAAAGAAGAGCAUUCAGUGGAGACACCUAGUCCCUCCUCUGAAGGGAAAAAUUAUUCAUGGCUGUAGUGUUUCCUUCUCCUUCAGCACACUGCAUGUUGAUUUGUUUUUUUAAAAAAAUCUAAUAAAUGUAAUUCUGCUCUUUGC